UUCGAUCUAAACGUUGCACACUACGGACGCGCCGCAGCGGGUGACAUCACUCGCGGGUCGCGGUAAUAUUGCCCAUUCAUAUUCACGUUCGUUGUUUCGCCCCCGUCGACAGGUCGCCGCGCGUCGUCGAUCGCGCGCACUCUCCGGUCGGCGGUUAUUGCUGAUGGUCUUGUGCGGCGUCUCGGUCCACGAAGCUCGUGUCUCAUACAGGUGAACGAGUCGAACGCAGAAAAAUGUUCAUCGACGCGGAAAAGCAGCAAGGCCAGGUCGUUUGGGCCAAAAUGGGUAAAAAGUCCAGGCUGUGGGCCGCAAUCAUUCUUUCUGCAAAGGAAAUGGAUUUAGUAUAUUUUGAAGAUAAGCCUGGAAAAACAUGUGUUUGGUGGUUGGGUGAUGAUACUAUGUCACAGUUGCAGAAUGACUUAAUAUUUGAAUUCAGAUCUAACUUAAAAAAAGGUAUUGCCGAUUUAAUCUAUGCACGAAAAGACAAUUUUGAACAAGCUAUUUAUAUAUUAUCCUUACAGUUCAACUUUGAGUUCCCCAAACAUGGAUUAGUCAAAUGGGCUUUAGUGAAUUUGCCUAUUAUUAUGAAAGGAAAAAAUAGUCGAAAAGAAGAGUUUAUUAUUCCAGAUCAAUUUCUAAAAAAAAUCACAAUGGUAAAUAAUAGAAUUAAAAGAAAUAUCGAGGAAAAUAAAGUAAAAAAUGUUGAAAGCAGCCCUCACGGAGAAAAAAUGAAAAUUGAUGUUUCUCAAAUUUCAAAAAUGGAAAACAAAUAUUGCAUAGCAUGCCGAUUUCCUUCAGAUGAACUAAAGAUUAAACACCCUUUAUUUAAAGGUUUAAUAUGUAAUGAUUGUUUUAUAAAUGGGAAAGAUAUUAUUUUAUCAAUCGCAAAAGACAAAUCAAAUGAUGGUUGUUGCGUUUGUCUUACUCAAAAAGACACAUUGGUAUUGUGCGGUUUUUGUAUAAGAGCUUAUUGCAAUGAAUGCUUAGAAUUUUACUGUGGACAAAAAGCUUUGGAAAAAAUUCUUAUAGACAAUGCAUGGGCAUGCAUUGCAUGCAGUUCCACUACUUUAAAGAUCAGUAAUCUAGUUCCGAGGAGUACCAAAGAACAACUAAGAAAUAUCUAUAUGUUGUAUCCAGCUAACGCUAAAAAAGACUGUGCCAAGGAACAGUAUAAAAUAAAAGAGAUUCAUGUCCUGAAUUUAAAAGAUAUUCAAAACAAUGUACCAAAAGUUUUACAAACUCUAGGAUUUCCGUUCAAGAUUCUGGAAACUAGUUAUUUAAAUGAUAAUAAUCAGGACAAUAAUAAGAGUAAUGCAAAAUUAGUCGUCCAAUAUUAUCCAAACAGGGAGAAUUACGAUAAAGAUAAAUUUUUUGAUCGAAACGAUUGCCUAAAAAAAUUUUUCUUGUUUUUACUAUUUAAAAACAAAAUGCAAGCGCUGCAGAAAGAUGAUAAUCUUUUUUGGGCUUUUGAAACAAGUGCAGCAAUCAAAGUUCAGGAACAGAAAAUAAUUUCGAGGUUUCUUGAAAUUGAACCAAUAAUUAUUGGUAUGGACACAGAUGAUGUCCAACAAAGAAGCAGGUUUAUUUGGACCAACAUCACUAUACUCAACAAAGACAUCAGAAAAUUUACAAAUCAAAAUAUAUAUCUUCAUGAAAUACCAAAAUCUAUCGGAAGAAAAUCCAAAAAAGAUAAACGUAACAUAGAUAUGCCUUGGUGUUACACUUCCAUUUACAUUAUUUUAAGCAGUUUCAUAAACAAUGACAUAAUGUUUUGAAUAUAUAUAAUGUAUCCAAUUACUGUUACUAUUGGCCUAUGUUGUUUGUCCAACAUAUUUUACUUUUUUAACCAGAUAUAUACGUUUUUUUUUUGCAGAGAAAGCAUUUUUUUAUUUUUAUGUAAUUUGUUAAAUUUUUAAAAGACUAUUUGCUAUAUUAGUUAAAUCUCUGUUAUUGUCAUGUUUAUUACUGUAAUAACAAACAGUUUAAUUAAUUUUUCAUUGCUAUUGCAUUUUAAUGUUGCAAGAACAGUUUUUCUAUAAAUAAAAGGUGACUAAUCCCA
Molecule: messenger RNA, 2059 nt
Organism: Acyrthosiphon pisum (pea aphid)
Lineage: Eukaryota; Metazoa; Arthropoda; Insecta; Hemiptera; Aphididae
Product: DNA (cytosine-5)-methyltransferase 3-like
Exons: 15
Coding region: 234-1775 (513 amino acids)
Source: RefSeq, a predicted model, not a curated record